Acaulospora colombiana is the source of this 510-nucleotide messenger RNA. The record is from the annotation of a GenBank genome assembly. Lineage: Eukaryota; Fungi; Glomeromycota; Glomeromycetes; Diversisporales; Acaulosporaceae.
AUGUCGUCUUGCAGGGCAAACCAGACUUUUUACCUUGUGGUCUUAGCGGUGACCCUCGGCUGUAUAAUAAUUCCGUCCGGAGCUCGUGAGGCUUCACCUCACCACGAUAACAAUUCGACGAGAAACGAGGACUAUAACAAGGACCAUUCCUCUGAAAACGAAUUUGGACACUCUGUCGCAGCAUUUCUCGGAGUUUGCGUUGGAGCUACAGCAGGAUGGUUCUCAGAAGUCAUCAUUGGGGUAUUAACCGCUCCCACCAAUGAUGAAUUGACUGAAUUAGAAAACAAAAGACGCGUAGCAAAGUUGAAAAAGCGAGCCGCAACUCUCGCUAAUCUGAAGGCUAGGAAUGGGGGGAGGAUUCCCGAGGAAAUUUAUGAACGUCUGGGCAGUAAUUCUCGGAUGACCCUUUCACAGAGAGGAAUGUUAGAUGGGUAUGGAAGUGAUUAUCGUAAGAACUAUUCUGCUAGGGGAAGAGCGAAGGAAAGUGUGUUCAACCACCAGGAGGAGUGA